AAAAUGUUCGCUGAACUUGGAAGAAAACUUUGAGAAUAAAGAAUAUAGAAGUGAACUGCUUAGGGAUGAAAGCUAUAUGAUUGACAAUCACUCAGGUUGCUAUCUUAGUGCAAAUCAAAGCAAAACAGUUUCACUUGUUGACAGUUGUGCAAAUAAGUAUUUGUCUAGCCAUCGUUCCGAUUUCAAGAAAAUUAGCCACCGGCUUUGUCAUAUUAGUGGCACUGCUGGAAAGCGAAGUGGGAACCUAGGUAGACUAAAAGAAAACAAACUAGGAUUAAAAUAUGGCGUACACUUUGAACACUUACCAAAAGCCAUAGAUCGCAUUAUACCGUGGUUAGGUGAAGGAAACUGUCAUGAAAAGGGUUGGCAAAUGAAUUUCACAGAAAGUGGCGGAACGUUGUACAAUACUCGCUCCGGCCGCUCUCUACCCAUAACAAAUUGCCCCCAGAUGCAGUUACCUAUUCUAGGCUGUGACAUGUUUAGCAAAGAAGAAAAUGAAACUGAGGAGGAUAUAGUAUGCACUAGUAUAGAAGAAGCUAGACUUCAUUCACAAGCUUCAAGAUUAGACAUACAUCGUAGACUUGGUCACUUUCACGUUGAUGGCCUUAGUGUAUCUUGUCCAGAAUGUGAUCGAACCAAAGGUCAAAGACGCUCUCAUGCAAAAGUGAGACCCCCUGGACAUAUACCUUCUCCAUUGAAAACACUUGCAAUUGAUUUCGCAGUUGGUAUUAGACCAGUAUCUAUAAGAAGCAAAAGAUGUGCUUUAGUCAUUAUUUGUGAUUCGAUUAAAAUGUGUUUCGUUCGUCCUCUUUGCCUCAAGUCGGACUGCGUAGAGGUGAUUGAAGAAGUAAUAAAAGGCAUUCGCCAGGACUACUCAUUGUCACUCGACGACAAGGUGGUGUGGUUCAUCCGUAGAGAUAACGAACCCGUCCUAAGUAGUGACCAUAUGACCAAAGUCAUGCAAUCGCUACUGGUUUCGGAAAUUCCUGGAGUUCCUUACAACCCAGAAAUGAACGGAACUUGCGAACGUUUCAUGCGGACCAUUUUCGGUGCUGUACGUACCAUGUUGGUCAAAGUCGACCGACGUCUUUGGUGUUACUGCUUACAGUAUGCCGGAGAUUGUUGGAAUCGCUUACCGCAUCGUUAUGCAAAAAUGCCAGAACGUGAUGGAAUGAGUCCUGUCGAGAUACUAGAAAAGAGGAUAGGAAAGAAGUCCUCGAAAAGUGGUCUAGGUAUGUUAAGAAGAUUUGGUUGCUUGGUGUACUUUCGUGAACAGGUCGUAGACACCACCAACAAGAAAGAAGCAAAGCUUGCGUCACCUUAUCGGCGUGGUGUGUUUCUCGGUCUGUGUCCAGUUUCGUCUGGUUGGCUAGUAGGUACAUAUCACAACGAUGGGAGAACGAAAGCUGGCUUCAAGUGGAGUGAGUAUUCCACACUAGACGUAAAAUUUCGAGAGUCGAUAUUAGUCAAGAACAUUGAUUGGCUAUUGCCUACGUCGAAGGGCAUUUAUGUUGAUUAUGACCCGCUGGAAAACCUGCAGUCUGGCACGCCGUCGCUGGGUCCCGUCCUGCACAGACAUGCGCUGCAACGUAUGGCCUGUCAGCCGCGCUUCUCUGGCACGGAGUACAGCUCAGGCGAUCCAACCGGCAUGGAAAUGAUACUAGAUAACAAUGACAUUGGUGAGUUUUUCUGUGAAUCUUUGGACAAAGAGGAAGAUCCAAAGACCGGUGAUGAUUCCAACUCUGACGCGCAACGCGUUGAGGAGGGGAAUAUCUCAUCGGAGCGUGUGUCGCCUGACUCUAAUCCUGAAGCAAGGGAUCCGAGGACCUUACCCAUUCCACCAUCUCAACCAGGCAAAGUUGAGGAGGGGAAGAAAGGCCGAGGAAGACCUAAAGGGAGCAAGGAUAAGAAUCCAGGACAACGCAAAAGAAGAACAAAAGCCGAGCUAGAAGCAUUAAGAAAAGACAUGCAUAAAUUUGCCAUGCUAGCAGGCGGGCAUGAGCUGGAAGAAGGGGAGACCUUUCUCGAAGCACAUGUCAUGCUGUCAGUUUCCCAAGCCUUGAAAAGCCCUGACGCCGAGAAAUGGCGUGCAGCUAUCACCAAGGAGGAAGCUAGACUACUUGCCUUUGAGACUUGGGCGCCAGCUACUGACGAGGAGCUGCGAACCUCUUCUCAGGUAAUGCCUAUAGCAAUCGUUCUCACGGUAAAACGUGAUGGAACUUUCAAAGCUCGUGCUUGUGUGCUCGGGAAUCUUGAUCGUUCGGGGAAUAUCGACACCUACGCCCCUGUAGUGUCACAUGCUGCGAAUAGACUUUUACUCGUUUCAGCAGCGACGGACUCUGACUUCGUCAUCCCAUUCGACCUUGAUUCUGCGUUCCUUAAUGCUGAACUCGAUCGUGACGUCUUCUGCCGUCUUCCACCAGUGUGGGCGGAGAAGCAUGGAGCGGAUAUCGUCAAGCUUAAGAAAGCUCUCUAUGGGCUCAAGGACGCUCCACGAGCCUGGUUCAAGAAGUAUUGCGUGCUAUUGUCCGAACUCGGAUGGGAGCCGUGUCCUUCUGCUCCAGGAUUGUGGCGGAAAAAGAGCAAAACGCACCCAGGAAAGUAUAUGAAGAUGUCAGUCUAUGUUGAUGAUAACUUAGCUACUGGACCUGACUAUCACGAGUUACGGUCUGAGCUCGACCGGAUCUUUAGUCGCGCCCCUGGCCGACCUAUUGAGAUGGCAAAGCGAGUCGAUUCUCUUACGGGUUUCGAAUGGCUAGAGUUCGACUUUCUUGGUGCGAUUGUGCACUAUUGUCGGGAAGCACGUUCAGUGAAAAUCCUGAUGAAUGUGUACAUAGAGAAGACUAUACAGAAGUAUAAAAUAACAUUAGGUAAGCCGGUGUGGUCUCCAAAUUUCGACGAGUCUGCUUUGCUUGAGGAGGGGCUUAAGCUAGCAGCCGGGUUUCCAUUGCGUGAGAUUGUUGGCGCACUGCUUUGGAUAUCGACAACCGCAAGGCCAGAUAUUUGCGUCCCUGUGGCGACAUUGGCUCGGUAUGUCAGUAAGCCCGUUACAGAAAGAAUUGCAAAAGCCUGUAGAAAAGUAUUAAAGUAUCUAGCUACGACAAAAGACCAAGGACUCUAUUAUUCUCCAGAAAGUGAGGAAGAAUUCAACGGAAUUUACAAGAAGCUCCUACCAGAAGGAAGAGAGCUACCGUAUACUAACUGGUUCUCAGAUGCAGGAUUCGCAAACUGCAUAAAGAGCAUGCGCUCGGCCAGUGGUUCGAUUAUGUACUAUCGGGGUUUUCCAAUCUGUUGGAAACGCAAUACACAAACCGUGCGUGCAUAUUCAACUGCAGAGCCAGAGUAUAUAGCCGCGUCGGACACUAUUGUCAUGAGCGAGCUGCAUGAUUUUACAGAUUUCCUCAAUCCCUUACCCACUCAACUAGUGGAAACGCGGUUUGGUAUAUCGCCAUCCCUCGAUGAUGCCAUAUUGUGGAUAGACAACCAGUCUGCAAUCUCGACAGCAAAGAGUGAAGACACGAAGCCUAAAAGUAGACACUAUGCGCUACGUUAUUUAAGGGUUAGGGAUGCCGCUGAGAAAGUAGUUUUCUGCCCUACUCACCUUAUGAAAGCUGAUGGACUAACGAAACUUUCAUGCUCAUCUACUCAACGCAGAUUAUUAUUACAUCACAUAGAGAAUCCAGUAAUUUAUUAGCCGUAACCAUAUUGAAGAUGAUAGUGACUCGGAAACGGAAGAUGAUGAGUCUGGUUCAAGUUCUGCUUCUUUGGCGGUGCUUACCUAUUCUAUCUUCUUAGGGUGUUAGGUCGUUGGUCAGAGGUGACGUCAGUGGCUAUACAACGAAUCGUGAUGGUUCUGGGUCAGGGCAGGUAACGCCAGACCGUUUGUGACUUUCAUCAUUUCCUCACCUAGCGAUUGAGGAGGGGUGUUGGUCAAUGGUCAUUACUGGCUCAAGAUCCAAUGAAUGAACCUGAUUUCAAUGCCAAAUGACUGCUCUCACUCGUCACCUUGAUCAUGAU
Messenger RNA from Amoebophrya sp. A25, 4017 nucleotides. The record is from the annotation of a GenBank genome assembly. NCBI's taxonomy places the organism in Eukaryota, Dinophyceae, Syndiniales, Amoebophryaceae.